UCCGUAGUCUUCGAAGUCGAAGUCGAAGUCGAAGUCGAAUCGAAGUCGAAGUCGAAGUCGAAGUCGAAGUCGAAUCGAGUCGAAGUUCGAUCGAAGUCGAAGUCGAUGAAGUCGAAGUCGAAGUCGAAGUCGAAGUCGAAGUCGAAGUCGAAGUCGAAAGUCGAAGUCGAAGUCGAAAUCGAAGUCGAAGUCGAAUCGGUCGAAGUCGAGUCGAAGUCGAAGUCGAAGUCGAAUGAAAAAAAAAAAAAGGUCGAAGUCGAUCGAGUCGUCGAAGUCGAAGUCGAAGUAUUCGAAGGUCGAGCGAAGUCGAAGCCGAUCGAAGUCAUCGAAUCGAAGUCGAAGUCGAAGUCGAAGUCGAAGUCGAAUAAGGAAGUCGAAGUCGAAGUCGAAGUCGAAGUCGAAGUCGAAGUCGAAGUCGAAGUCGAAGUCGAAGUCGAAGUCGAAGUCGAAGUCGAAGUCGAAGUCGAAGUCGAAUUCGAAUCGAUGAAGUCGAAGUCGAAGUCGAAUGAAGUCGAACGAAUCGAGUCAGUCGAGUCGAAGUCAAUCGAAUCGAAGUCCGAAGUCGAAAGUCGAAGCGAAGUCGAAGUCGAAGUCGUCGAAGUCGAAGUCGAAUCAGUGGAAGUCGAAGUCGAAGUCGAAGUCGAAGUCGAAGUCGAAGUCGAAAAGUCGAACGUCGAAGUCGAAGUCGAAUCGAAGUCGAAGUCGAAGUCGAAAGUCGAAGUCGAAGUCGAAGUCGAAGUCGAGUCGAAGUCGAAAGUCGUCGAAGUCGAAGCGAUCGAGUCGAAGUCGAAUCAUCGAAGAAUCUGUGAAGUCGAAGUCGAAUCGGUCGAAGUCGAAGUCAAGUCGAAGUCGAUAGUCGAAGUCGAAGUCGAAGUCAAUGAAGUCGAAGUCGAAUCGAAGUCGAUCGAAGUCGAUCGAAGUCGAUCGAAGUCGAAUCGACAGUCGAAGGAAGUCGAAGUCGAAUCGAAGUCGAAGUCGAAUGAGUCGAAGUCGAAGUCGAAUCGAGCGAAGUCGAAUCCGAAGUCGAAUGAUCGAAUCGAAGUCGAAUCGAAGUCGAAGUCGAAGUCGAAUCGAGUCGAAUUAUCGAAGUCGAAGGAGUCGAUCAGUCGACGCAAGGUCGAAGUCGAAGUCGAAGUCGAAGUCGAAGUCGAAGUCGAAGUCGAAGUCGAAGUCGAAGUCGAAGUCGAAGUCGAAGUCGAAGUCGAAGUCGAAGUCGAAGUCGAAGUCGAAACGAAGUCGAAGUCGAAGUCGGUCGAAGUCGAAUCCGGUGAGUCGAAUCGACGUCGUAAGUCGAAGUCGAAGUCGAAUCUGAAGUCGAAGUCGAAGUCGAAGUCAAAGUCGAAGUCGAAGUCGAAUCGAGUCGAAGUCGAAGUGAAGUCGAGUCGAAGUCGGAAGUCGAAGUCGAAUCGAAGUCGAAGUCGUAAGUCGAAUGUCGAUAAGUCGAAAGUCGAUAGUCGAAGUCGAAGUAGAAUCGAAGUGAAGUCGAAGUCGAAGUCGAUAUCGAAGUCGAAUCGAAAUCGAGUCGGAAGUCGAAGUCGAAUCGAAGUCGAAGUCGAAGUCGAAGUUCGAAUCGAGUCGAAUGUCGAAGUCGAAGUCGAAGUCGAAGUCUGGAAUGAAGUCGAAGUCGAAGUCGAAGUCGAGUCGAAGUCGAAGUCGAAGUCGAUAGUCGAAGUCGAAGUCGAAGUCGUAAAGUCGAAUCGAAAGUCGAAGUCGAAGUCGAAUCCGAAGUCGAAGUCGAAGUCGAUAUCGAAGUCGAAGUCGAAGUCGAAGUCGACAGUCGAAGUCGUAAUCGAAUCGAAGUCGAUAGUCGAAGUCGAAGUGAAGUCGAAGUCGAAAUCGAAGUCGAAGUCGAAGUCGAAGUCGAAGUCGAAGUCGAAGUCGAAUCGAAGUGAAGUCGAAGUCGAAGUCGAAGGUGAAGUCGAAGUCGAAGUCGAAGUCGAAGUCGAAGUCGAAAGUUCGACUCGACGUCGAAGUCGAAUCGAAGUCGAAGUCGCAGUAGAAGUGAAGUCGAAGUCUGAACUCGCGAAGUCGAAGUCGAAGUCGAAGUCGAAGUCGAAGUCGAAGUCGAAGUCGAAGUCGGAGUCGAAGUCGAAUCGAAGUCGAGUCGAAGUCGAAGUCGAAGUCGAAAGUCGAAUUCUAGUCGAAGUCGAAGUCGAAGUCGAAGUCGAAUUCGGUCGAAGUCGAAGUCGAAGUCGAAUCGGAAGUCGAGUGAGUAGUCGAAGUCGAGUUAAGUCGAAGUCGAAGUUCGAGUCGAAGUCGAAGUCGAAUAUCGAAGUCGAAGUCGUAAGUCGAAGUUCGAAGUCGAAUCGAGUAGUCGAUGAGUCGAUCAGUCGAAGUCGAAGUCGCAAGUCGAAGUCGAAUCGAGUCUCGAAUCGAAGUCAGUCGAAGUCGAAGUCGAAGUCGAAGUCGAAGUCGAAGUCGAAUCGGAAUCGAGUGAAGUCGAAGUCGAGUCGAGUCGAAUCUGAAGUCGAAGUCGAUCGAAGUCGAGUCGAAGUCGAAGUCGAAGUCGAAGUAUCGACGAUGAUCGAAGUCGAAGUCGAAGUCGAAGUCGAAGUCGAUGAGUCGAAUCGAAGUCGAAGUCGAAGUCGAAUCGAAGUCGAUCGAGUCGAAGUCGAAGUCGAAGUGAAGUCGAAGUCAAUCGAAGUCGAAGUCGAAGUCGAAGUCGAAGUCGAAGUCGAAGUCGAAGUCGAAUCGGUAAGUCGAAUCGAAGUCGAAGUCGAAGUCGAAGUCGAAGUCGAAGUGAAGUCGAAGUCGAAGUCGAAGUCGAGUUCGAAGUCGAAUGAAGUCGAAGUCGAAGUCGAAGUCGAAGUCGAAGUCGAAGUCGAAGUCGAAGUCGAAGUCAUAGUCGAAGUCGAAGUCGGAAGUGAAGUCGAAGUCGAAGUCGAAGUCGAAGUCGAAUCGAAGUCCGAAAUCGAGUCGAAGUCGAAGUCGAAGUCGAAGUCGAAGAUCGAAGUCGAAGUCGAAUACGAAGUCGAAUCGAAGUCGAAUCGAGUCGAAGUCGAAGUCGAAGUCGAAGUCGAAGUCGAAGUCGUAAGUCGAAGUCGAGUCGAAGUCGAAGUCGAAGUCGAAGUCGAAGUCGAUUUCGAAGUCGAAGUGCGAAAGUCGAAGUCGAAUCGAAGUCGAAUCCGAGUCGAAGUCGAGUCGAAGUCGAAGUCGAAGUCGAAGUCGAAGUCGAAGUCGAAUCGAAGUCGAAAGUCGAAGUCGAAUCGAAUCGAAGUCGAAGUCGAAGUCGAAGUGAAGUCGAAGUCGAAUCGAAGUGAAGUCGAAGUCGAAGUCGAAGUCGAAGUCGAAGUCGAAGUCGAAGCGAAGUCGAAGUCGAAGUCGAAGUCGAAGUCGAAGUCGAAGUCGAAUCGAAGUCGAGUCGAAGUCGAAGUCGAAGUCGAAGUCGAGUCGAAGUCGAAGUCGAAUCGAAGUCGAAGUCGAAGUCGAAUCGAAGUCGAAGUCGACAUCGAAGUCGAAGUCGAAGUCGAAGUCGAAGUCGAAGUCGAAGUGAAGUCGAAUCGAAGUCGAAAAGUCGAAGUCGAAUCGAGUCGAAUCGAAGUCGAAGUCGCAGUCGAAGUCGAAGUCGAAUCGAAGUCGAAGUCGAAGUCGAAGUCGAAGUCGAAGUCGACGUCGAAAGUCGAAGUCGAAGUCGAAGUCGAAGUUGAAGUCGAAGUCGAAGUCGAAGUCGAAGUCGAAGUCGAAGUCGAGUCGAAGUCGAAGUCGAAGUCGAAUCCCGAAGUCGAAGUCGAAGUCGAAGUCGAAGUCGAAUCGAAGUCGAAUGAAGUCGAAUCGAAGUCGAAGUCGAAGUCGAAUCGAAGUCGAAUCGAAGUCGAGUCGAAGUCGAAGUUCGAAGUCGAAGUCGAAGUCGAAGUCGAAGUCGAAGUCGAAGUCGAAGUCGAAGUGAACGUCGAAGUUCCCCGAAAAAAAUCGAAGUCGAAGUCGAAGUCGAAGUCGAAGUCGAAGUCGAAGUCGAAGUCGAAGUCGAAGUCGAAGUCGAAGUCGAAGUCGAAUGAAGUCGAAGUCGAAGUCGAAUCGAAUUCGACGUCAAGGUCGAAGUCGAAUCAAGUCGAAGUCGAUAAGUCGAAGUCGAAGUCGAAGUCGAAGUCGAAGUCGAAGUCGAAGGUCGAAGUCGAAGUCGAAGUCGAAGUCGAAUCGAAGUCGAAUGAAGUCGAAGUCGAAGUCGAAGUCGAAGUGAAUCGAAUCGAAUCGAAGCGAAUCGAAGUCCGAGUGAAGUCGAAGUCGAAUCGAAAUCGGAAGUCGAAGUUCGAAUCGAAGUCGAAGUCGAAGUCGAAUCGAAGGGUCGAAGUCGAAGUCGAAGUCGAAGUCGAAGUCGAAGUGAAGUCGAAGUCGAAUCGAAGUCGAAGUCGAAGUCGAAGUCGAAGUCGAAGUCGAAGUCGAGUCGAGUCGAAGUCGAAUCGAAUCGAAGUCGUAAGUCGAAGUCGAAUCGUAGUCGAAGUCGUUCGUAUCGUAGUCGUAGUAGUCGUAGUCGUAGUAGUCGUAGUAGUAGUAGUAGUCGUAGUCGUCGUAGUAGUCGUAGUCGUCGUAGUCGUAGUAGUAGUAGUCGUAGUCGUAGUAGUAGUAGUCGUAGUCGUCGUAGUCGUCGUAGUCGUCGUAGUAGUCGUAGUAGUCGUAGUCGUAGUAGUCGUCGUAGUCGUAGUAGUCGUCGUAGUCGUAGUCGUAGUAGUAGUCGUAGUCGUAGUAGUCGUAGUAGUCGUAGUAGUAGUAGUAGUCGUAGUAGUAGUAGUAGUAGUAGUAGUAGUAGUAGUAGUAGUAGUAGUAGUAGUAGUA
Gryllus bimaculatus (two-spotted cricket) is the source of this 4770-nucleotide messenger RNA. The record is from the annotation of a GenBank genome assembly. NCBI's taxonomy places the organism in Eukaryota, Metazoa, Arthropoda, Insecta, Orthoptera, Gryllidae.